AUGCUGGCGGCCCGGGCGCGCCGCGUGGCCUGCGCCGUGUCCGGCGGCGUGGACAGCGCCGUGGCCGCGCUGCUGCUGCGCCGCCGAGGCUACCAGGUGACAGGGGUGUUUAUGAAGAACUGGGACCCGCUGGACGAGCAGGGAGCUUGCUCCGUUGACAAAGAUUGUGAAGAUGCUUACCGGGUGUGCCAGAAGCUUGAUAUCCCCUUUCACCAGGUUUCCUACGUGAAGGAAUACUGGAAUGAAGUAUUCAGUGACCUCUUAAAAGAGUAUGAAUUGGGAAGGACACCUAAUCCUGAUAUUUUGUGUAACAAGCACAUCAAAUUCAACUACUUCCUGCAUUAUGCUAUGGAUAACCUUGGAGCAGAUGCAAUUGCUACUGGGCAUUAUGCCAGGACCUCACUGGAGGAUGAGGAAGUGUUUCAACAGAAACAUACUAAAAGACCACAGAAGCUUUUCAGAAACCGUUUUGAAGUUAGAAAUACUGUGAAACUCCUUCAAGGGGCUGACCUCUUUAAGGACCAGACCUUCUUUCUAAGUCAGAUUUCACAGGAUGCUUUGAAGAAAACCAUCUUCCCUUUAGGGGAUUUAACAAAAACUUUUGUAAAGAAGAUAGCAGCAGAACAUGACCUUCACCAUGUGCUAAAGAAAAAAGAGAGUAUGGGGGUCUGUUUCAUUGGUGAAAGAAACUUUGAAAAUUUCCUUCUUGAGUAUUUGGAACCUCAACCUGGUAACUUUGUUUCCAUUGAAGAUAAGAAGGUGAUGGGAAGACACAAAGGUUGGUUCCUCUUCACAAUAGGCCAGAGGGCUCGGCUGGCAGGGCUCAAGGAUGCUUGGUUUGUUGUAGACAAAGAUGUCAGCACUGGAGAUGUCUUUGUGGCACCAUCACGAGAUCACCCCGCCCUGUACAGAGACCUGCUGCGGACAAACCGCGUGCACUGGAUCGCAGAGGAGCCGCCGGCAGAGCUGGUCAGGGAGAAGAUGAUGGAAUGUCAUUUCAGAUUUCGGCACCAGAUGGCACUGGUGCCUUGUGUCCUGACUCUAAACCAAGAUGGGAGUGUGUGGGUAACACUAGUGAAGCCAGCAAGAGCUAUCACACCUGGACAGUUUGCUGUGUUCUACAAGGGAGAUGAGUGCCUGGGCAGUGGGAAGAUCCUGAGGAUGGGCCCAUCAGUGUAUACCUUGCAACAGGGCAAAAACCGAGAGGAGAGCCCCAAGAAGGAGGAGAUUGACAAAAUAGAACCAGCAACAUGACACCUGGGAUUGUCUAUUGAAGGACUUUGGAGAUUUUGCUGCCUGAGAACAAUAAAAACUAUAAUAAAUGUGGUUCAUAAGGCCAGUUAAGCAGAGAGUCCCAGCUCUUGACUGUUAGCACUGAAGGAGUUGAAAGCUAAAGCCAGUUUGGUGCAAUUCUGCUGGACUGUAUGGUGCUGUUUAUAUUAAUAUGUAUCAAGGGAUGUCCUAAGGUGUUCUGUAAUAGCAGUAACACAUACAGGAAUUUUAACACAAAAAUCAUGGCUGAAAUAAUAAAUCUAUCUCUCCUGUGUAAGUGAAAUGCUUUCUUUUCCCUUACUUAAAGGUACCUAUCCUUAGUAAAGUACUUAUGUUAUUUUA
Messenger RNA from Melospiza melodia melodia, 1614 nucleotides. RefSeq names its product tRNA mitochondrial 2-thiouridylase (gene TRMU). Gene Ontology annotation, molecular function: sulfurtransferase activity. Lineage: Eukaryota; Metazoa; Chordata; Aves; Passeriformes; Passerellidae. The record is from RefSeq and is a predicted model, not a curated record. Gene Ontology annotation, cellular component: mitochondrion. The transcript is spliced from 11 exons. Gene Ontology annotation, biological process: tRNA wobble position uridine thiolation. Bases 1 to 1254 code for a protein of 417 amino acids.